GAGCGAGCAGCAGCCUCAGGCGAGAGCGACACAAGUGGCGAGAGCCAAACCGCAACUUAACGAGGCGAAACCCCCUCUCCCCCUCGCUGAUUCGCGCCGCCGCCGCCCGCCGCCCUCGCGAAGCACCUACGCGCCCCUUUUGCGCCGCCGUCUGGAAGGUUUUCGCCUCAGGGCACCUACUGUAGCUACAAGGACCAGCCUUGCAGAAGUAUGAAUCCUUAUUUUGUUGGUUUCCUUGUCCCCGUCGCGGUCUCCCUGCUGCUCCGCAAGAGGAGAAAGGCCGAAAGGAAGAGGGGAGUGCAAGUCGAGGUUGGUGGAGAGCCUGGAUAUGCAGUCCGUAACUAUCGGUUUGAACAGCCUGUUGAGACACACUGGGAAGGGGUGUCCACCCUUGCUGAGCUUUUCGAGCAAUCUUGCAAGGAGUAUGUCUACAUGCCCCUCUUUGGCACCAGGAAGCUCAUUUCGAGGGAAAUUGAAUCAGCACCUGGUGGAAGAUCAUUUGAGAAGCUUCAUCUUGGCGAGUAUGAAUGGAAGUGUUACGCUGAGGCCUUCAAGAGCGUCCGUGACUUCUCAUCUGGCCUAAUUCGAUUAGGCCACCAGAAGAAUGAGCGUGUUGCAAUUUUUGCUGAGACGAAAGCUGAAUGGCAGGUUGCUUUGCAGGCAUGCUUCAGACAAAAUAUUACAGUUGUCACCAUCUAUGCCUCAUUGGGAGAGGAAGCAUUGUGCCACUCACUAAGUGAGACUGAGGUCACUACUGUAAUUUGUGGUCAGAAAGAACUAAAAAAGUUGAUUGAUAUAAGUGGGCAGCUUGACACUGUAACACGUGUUGUAUAUAUCAAUGAGGAAGGCAUCUCGGAUGAAGUUUCUUUAGCUCGAAACAGCACUAGCUGGAUAAUUGAGUCAUUUGAUGAAGUGGGUAGGUUAGGAACUGAAGCACCUGUUGAAGCAAACAUGCCUCUCCCAUCUGAUGUUGCAGUGAUAAUGUACACAAGUGGUAGCACCGGAUUACCCAAGGGAGUUAUGAUGACCCACCGCAAUGUCCUGGCUACACUCUCAGCAGUUAUGACAAUAGUGCCUGCACUUGGUAGUAAAGAUAUAUACUUGGCCUACCUCCCACUUGCACACAUUCUUGAGCUGGCAGCUGAGGCACUAAUGGCUGCUGUCGGGGCCUCCAUCGGAUACGGAUCACCUUUGACCCUGACUGAUACAUCGAACAAAAUAAAAAAGGGAACUCUAGGUGAUGCUUCGGCACUGAAACCAACAUUGAUGACUGCUGUACCUGCUAUACUUGAUCGUGUUCGUGAUGGUGUGAGGAAAAAGGUGGAUGCUACGGGUGGUGUAGCAAAGAAAUUGUUUGACAUUGGCUAUAACCGGCGGCUUGCAGCAAUCAAUGGAAGCUGGCUUGGUGCCUGGGGAUUGGAGAAACUCUUGUGGGAUACGCUUGUUUUCGGAAAGGUGCGUGCAAUUUUGGGAGGAAAGAUUCGUUUUGUACUCUCAGGUGGAGCACCUCUAUCUGGGGAUACUCAGAGAUUUAUCAAUAUAUGCCUUGGGGCUCCAAUAGGGCAAGGGUAUGGUCUGACUGAAACUUGUGCUGGUGGUACAUUUUCUGAGUAUGAUGAUACAUCUGUUGGCCGUGUUGGUGCUCCACUACCUUGUUCAUAUAUUAAGUUGAUCGACUGGCCUGAAGGUGGAUACUUAAUAACUGAUUCACCUAUGCCUCGGGGAGAAAUAGUCAUAGGGGGUCCUAAUGUAACCAAAGGCUACUUCAGGAAUGAAGCCAAAACAAAUGAAGUUUACAAGGAUGAUGAAAAAGGUAUGCGGUGGUUCUAUUCUGGUGACAUUGGACGUUUCCAUCCAGAUGGCUGCCUUGAAAUCAUUGACCGUAAGAAAGAUAUUGUGAAGCUUCAACAUGGCGAAUAUGUAUCUCUGGGGAAGGUGGAGGCUGCUUUGAUUGUGAGCCCAUAUGUGGAGAAUAUCAUGGUUCACGCUGAUCCUUUCCACAACUACUGCGUUGCACUUGUGGCAGCUGCACGCAAUGAGCUGGAGAGCUGGGCUUCGCAGCAAGGAAUUACAUAUAGUGAUUUCUCAGAUUUGUGCCAGAAGGAAGAGGCUGUUAAAGAAGUGCUUGGAUCUUUAGCAAAGGCUGCAAAGCAAGCUCGACUUGAGAGGUUUGAGAUCCCAGCCAAAAUCAAGUUGAUACCAGAGCCAUGGACCCCCGAGUCGGGCCUCGUCACUGCUGCCCUUAAGCUCAAGAGGGAGGUGAUCAGGAAGACGUAUGAGAAUGAUCUGGCUCAGUUGUAUGCCUAACGGUUCUGCCACUCCUUUUGACACGUUCAGCUGUGGAGAUGAUAUAGAGGGCCAACAUGUCAAUGUUAAAAGGGACCAUUCUCGAGGUAGUUGAUCAUGAGGAUUGUGUUUUUUGUUCCGAUGGAGGAGGGUACCCUUGAGUUUUAAGUUGUGGCUUCUCUUUGAUGAUGAGAAGCUAUCCCGCCGUUUCAAGAGCACUUCGAUGUAGCCUCAUAUGAUGCUUCCUGCAAGUGUUUAAAAUAAAAUGGCAUCGGAUUCUUGUUGCUUUUGUUCUCUUAUCCUGAGAUAACUGUUGGCUGCUGGUUUUUAUCUUGAAUGGUGCGGUGCCUCUGUUCUUCA
Molecule: messenger RNA, 2646 nt
Organism: Panicum hallii
Lineage: Eukaryota; Viridiplantae; Streptophyta; Magnoliopsida; Poales; Poaceae
Product: long chain acyl-CoA synthetase 9, chloroplastic-like
Exons: 12
Coding region: 211-2307 (698 amino acids)
Cellular component (GO): endoplasmic reticulum; membrane
Molecular function (GO): long-chain fatty acid-CoA ligase activity
Source: RefSeq, a predicted model, not a curated record